This is a messenger RNA of Papilio polytes (common Mormon), 1674 nucleotides long. RefSeq names its product probable serine hydrolase (gene kraken). The record is from RefSeq and is a predicted model, not a curated record. The transcript has 2 exons. The coding region runs from base 302 to 1249 and encodes 315 amino acids. Lineage: Eukaryota; Metazoa; Arthropoda; Insecta; Lepidoptera; Papilionidae.
CUUCUUGGUCUUUAUCUUUGUACUUUUUUCUUGUUCGUUUCGUUUUUCAAUCGUUCCAAUGCGGGUGUUUGCUUUGCGCAUUUUCUUAAACUCCAAUUAAGUCUAGGUUGGACAAAUGAUUAGCACCUUAAUGUUUUAGUCUUGCUUGUGAUAAAAACGUGAUCCACAGAAGUGUGUUUAUGAAGAUAUAGUUUUAUAACACUUAAAUCACUUUCAUAAAUAAUUAUUACAUCUUUAUAUCUAGAUAUCGCGCUAUAAAUAUUUAAAGUGCUAUUUCAGUGUUAAAUAUUCGGCGUUAAAAAUGAAUCAAGACAAAUCUAAUGGACAUAAAAUCGCACCAGAUUUACGUGUUGGUCUUCAAGUUGAUGAAAUAGAAAUCCCUGUACCGUGGGGCCACGUCGCUGGACGAUGGUGGGGCCCUAGGGACAAGCAACCGUUAAUCGCUAUCCACGGCUGGCAGGACAACGCCGGGACCUGGGACAACCUCAUCCCACUCCUGCCAACGUCGACCUCCGUCUUGUGCCUUGAUCUCCCGGGACACGGCCUCUCCUCGCACUAUCCGACCGGAAUGCUGUACUACAUAUUCUGGGACGGUAUAGCGCUUCUAAGAAGAAUAGUCAAACACUUCAAAUGGAGUAAAAUCAGUCUAAUGGGACAUUCACUAGGUGGCGCUCUGAGUUUCAUGUACGCGGCAUCCUUCCCGGAUGAUGUAGACAGGAUCAUCUGCAUUGAUAUCGCCAGCCCCGCAGUGAGGGUUCCAGAAAACAUGGUGAAAGGAACUGGCUGGUCUAUUGAUAAGAUUCUAGAAUACGAAACUUUGUCGGAAGAUAAAAUACCUUGCUACGAUUACGAAGAGAUGAUAGAUAUUGUAGUAGACGCGUAUAAAGGGUCAGUGUCAAGGGAGAACUGCAAAGUUUUAAUGAAGAGAGGCAUGGCUCCAACGCCCGCGCAUUUGAAGAAGAAAGGAUACCAUUUUAAAAGGGAUCCAAGGCUGAAGGUUUCUGGCCUAGCGAUGAUGUCAUUGGAAACAGCAUUAGCUUAUGCUGCCAAAGUUAAAUGCAAAGUUCUUAAUAUCAGAGCGGUUCCCGGACAGAAUUGGGAGAGGUUAGAUUAUUAUAUGGCGGUUGUCGACAAACUUAGAGAAACCACUGACUUGACGUACGUAGAAGUGGAAGGCACACAUCAUGUACAAUUAAAUUCACCGGAAAAUAUAGUUAAUAUUGUAGAAGAUUUCUUAGAAAUGUACUAAGUGUUCGCUUAGGCUUGUUUCAAUGUUGUGAUAACUUGUGAUGAUGGGGGUAGUUAGCAAAUUCGCACGAUAAGUCGUUGUGCAACGACUAUAAAUCUAGUUGUAAGGGUAAUUUUUAGGGUAAUUUAUUCAUUCCUAUUUAGUGACGUUAAUAAUGCUACAGCUAUAAUAAAUUAUUCACAAAGUUCUGCUAUCACAAUAUUAGUGUUAAUGCGUAGAUUUAGGGAAGAAAUGAAAAUGGUGGUAAUACAGUCCACUUUAGCAUAAAUACUAAAUUUAAUAUGUUUCGUAUAUGGAUAUUGUCUCUUUGAAAUUCGUUAAUGGUUAUCAGGUGUGGUUUAUUCAGGAUUUAUCAUCAUCAUCAUCAUCAUCAUCAUCAUCAUCUCCUCAUCCUACUUCCAUAGGGUCGGCGCAACAGGUUUCUG